Musa acuminata AAA Group (dessert banana) is the source of this 459-nucleotide messenger RNA. Its product is annotated as anthocyanidin 3-O-glucosyltransferase 4-like. The record is from RefSeq and is a predicted model, not a curated record. Lineage: Eukaryota; Viridiplantae; Streptophyta; Magnoliopsida; Zingiberales; Musaceae. Gene Ontology annotation, molecular function: UDP-glucosyltransferase activity. The coding region runs from base 1 to 459 and encodes 152 amino acids. The transcript has a single exon.
AUGGUACGAGGAUGGGGGCCGCAGCGGCCGAUACUGAACCACCGGGCGGUGGGGGCGUUCAUUACGCACUGCGGGUGGAACUCGGUGGUGGAGGCCGUGAGCGCCGGCGUGCCGAUGAUCACCUGGCCCAUGUUCGCGGAGCAGUUCUACAACGAGAAGCUGGUCGUCCAGGUGCUGCGGGUCGGGGUGAGCGUCGGGCCGGGGGUGUGGGGGAUGGAACAGGAGAAGAAGCCGGUGGUGGGCGGAGCCGCGAUCGCAGCAGCGGUGGCGCAGCUGAUGGACGGCAGGGGGGAGGCCGAGGAGGGCAUGAGGAAGAGAGCCGCUGCACUGAAGCAGAAGGCGAGGGACUCUGUGGGCGUUGGCGGCUCAUCCUAUCUCGAAAUGGAUCGACUGAUACAUGAGCUUUCAGUUAGCGAGGGCGAUGCCGUCGACUCCCGGACGGGAAGCAGGUGCGGUUGA